Molecule: messenger RNA, 2448 nt
Organism: Botrytis byssoidea
Lineage: Eukaryota; Fungi; Ascomycota; Leotiomycetes; Helotiales; Sclerotiniaceae
Exons: 5
Coding region: 1-2448 (815 amino acids)
Molecular function (GO): protein binding
Source: RefSeq, a predicted model, not a curated record
AUGAUUCGGUUGAGUUUCAUCUAUUGGAUUGGCGCUUUCGUCCCAUUAUGCUUGGGACAAGAAGCGGGAUGGCUUGAAGGUCAGGUAAAUACGACAUUGUGUUACUGGACAUCGCCCCGAGCUGCGGUGGUACGAGACACCUUCUAUAUUGACGGAGGAGAGUUGUACUGGGAGCCUGGUAUGAGCGAUGGAACAUAUGAUCCUCCCGUCAUCGAUGGGAAUCCACUAGGACUCGUAUAUCUUCUCAACUUUAGCACUCCUUUUCACACAUCAGACAAUAUCUCUUCUAUAUUUACAACCAUUUCCAAGGCUCCGAAUGGAGGAUCCGCCAGUAAUCUCGGACCAAACUAUGUUGAUGGGGCAAUGUUUGCAAACGACGACGAAUGGUACACUUAUGGCGGGCUUUUGUCUCUCACGAAUGCCUUUUCAACUCCAGAUGCAGACUCUGCCAUAUCAUACGAAGUCUACUCGGAUGGUACACCUGGUAAACAGUUCAACCCAGGCUUUGAACAAGUCGACCUACCAGCAGGCUUGACAAGAUAUGUGACGUACGGAGGAGCCGUUAGCAUUCCAUCCGAAAAUCUAGGAUUCUAUUUUUCUGGAUACAGAGCCGCAAGCUUUGGACCUAUUUAUAAACAGCCAGGCCCGAGAAAUACGUCUUAUUUAGCAAAUGUGACAUCUCAAACUUUGAUUAGCAUUGAUAUGGCGAGUCAAACCGCACCCAAGUGGUCUAAUGACUCUUUUCCGUCGACUGUUCCAGGCCGUGCGAAUCCUGAAAUUGCCUGGAUUCCCGUUUCGGAUAAGGGAAUAUUGGUCGCAGUUGGUGGAGUUAUCGAUCCAUUUUAUUCUAGCAUUGCCCAGGCCAACAAUGCAUCUACCAACGAACAAAGCAAUCAAAUAAGUCCCGGCUUCAUGACAACUGUUUCCAUUUACAACAUCGCUGAAAAAGUUUGGUACGAACAAGAAACAUCAGGAAACUCUCCAGGGGCGUUGACCCAAGGAUGUACGGUAGUUGCAUCAGCUGAAGAUGGUUCAAGCCAUAAUAUCUAUUGGUAUGGAGGCUAUGAUGGUAUUCACCCCACGCAAGCUUUCUCGGAUGAUGUUUAUGUUCUUUCGAUUCCUUCAUUCAUCUGGACGAAAGUUUACACCGGAAGCGAUACUCAUGGUCGGGCUGGACAUAAGUGUGUCAAACCAUACCCUGAUCAAAUGAUGGUUUUGGGUGGAUAUGCCGCUCUCACUACUGAGAUUCCACGAUGCCUUGAAGGUGGUAUGAUUCAAAUAUUCAAUCUCAGUGACCCGCAAUGGCUGGACUCUUAUGACCCUUUGGUCUGGAGUAAUUACACUGUACCCAGUCAAGUCGUAUCUGUGAUUGGAGGUUCUGGGACGGGUAGCGCUUCACAAACUAAACCGUCUGGAGGUUUCACAAAUCCAAGUAUGACAGAGCUCUUGGGAACUGCCUACAAUACAACCAAAAUCACAAACUGGUAUCCGUAUACCCCAGCUUCAUCAACCCCUCCAAAUAACCGAACAACUCUUCCUACACCCAUCGUUACCAAAUCUGGAACACCUUCGUACCUUGGACCUGUUUUAGGUGUCGUGUUGGGUCUCUUCUUCAUCACCCUUCUUAUUUUAGGCUUUAUCAUCUAUCGUCGUCGCAAGAUUUUUGGCCUCUCGCGAGCGGAUCGCCAAAGUGAAGCUGGAACUUUGUAUGAAAAUCGCCGACGUACUCUCCGAUGGCUUUAUUCUACUCCUAGAGAUGUAAAGGCUCCUACCGUCACAACUGAUGAAACGGAACUCAAUGCGGUAUCUUCGGAAGCUGACACUGAUCACACACGCGUAUUCGCCGCCGAAAUGCCAGGUGAUACACAAUUUCACGAAAUGAUGGAUACAUCUCAGCCCUCGGAACUCCACAACACAGGCUUUGUGCCCCUAUCCCCUAAGUCUAAUGUUUGGAACAACAUUUCCCGUAACCAAACUCCCAUCACGCACUCUCCAUCCGCAGGUUCCAAUCACUCGCAUGCUAGCACCGUCUCUCGAAGCUCGGGUCCAAGAUCCUCUCCCAUUUCUCCUGCUCGCGCGGAUAGUGUGACGCUCAACGAACAGGCAGGAGGUACCACGAGGGAGAGAAUUCAUAGUGAUUUGAGUAGUGUUACUGAAAGUGAAAGAACUCACUUAAGACAAAUUAGUGAUGCGAGUGUAAGUGUAGAUGGAGACUAUGGGAAUCUACCAACGCCUGAGAUACAGAUUGAGAGACCGCAUGAGGAGCGUGGGGUUGAACAAGAGGUUGAGAGACCCGGAGUGGUCAGUCCAUUAACGCCACCGCAGGGGGUGGGACAAGGGAGGCAGCAUUACUUUGGUCCAGAUAGUGUUGGAGGCAAUGCUGCACAGAAUGUGCCAGCGCCUGAAGCGAGGAGGAAAAGUAAUUUUGAGGAGAAACUGGACGAGUAG